GACUCCUCAGCGGGCAGACCUCUCCGACCAACACCAAACUGGAGAAGCUGGACCCCCAGCAGGUGCUGCAGCUGUGUCUCCGGUACCAAGAUCACCUUCACCAGUGCGCAGAAGCGGUCGCCUUUGAUCAGAAUGCGCUCGUGAAGCGGAUCAAGGAGAUGGACCUCUCGGUGGAAACUCUUUAUAGCUUCAUGCAGGAGCGCCAGAAGAAAUAUGCCAAGUAUGCGGAGCAGAUCCAGAAGGUCAACGAGAUGUCUGCUAUCCUGCGCCGGAUACAGAUGGGCAUCGACCAGACCGUCCCGCUGAUGGAGCGGCUGAACAGCAUGCUGCCGGAGAGCGAGCGGCUGGAGCCCUUCAGCAUGAAACCCGACCGGGAGCUGAAGUCUUAG
Molecule: messenger RNA, 389 nt
Organism: Mesitornis unicolor (brown roatelo)
Lineage: Eukaryota; Metazoa; Chordata; Aves; Mesitornithiformes; Mesitornithidae
Gene: BORCS5
Product: loss of heterozygosity, 12, chromosomal region 1
Exons: 2
Biological process (GO): organelle transport along microtubule; positive regulation of anterograde synaptic vesicle transport; lysosome localization
Cellular component (GO): synaptic vesicle membrane; cytoplasmic side of lysosomal membrane; BORC complex
Source: RefSeq, a predicted model, not a curated record